This is a messenger RNA of Chlorella variabilis, 2874 nucleotides long. RefSeq lists its product as hypothetical. Bases 1 to 2874 code for a protein of 957 amino acids. Lineage: Eukaryota; Viridiplantae; Chlorophyta; Trebouxiophyceae; Chlorellales; Chlorellaceae. The transcript has 14 exons. Gene Ontology annotation, molecular function: cysteine-type deubiquitinase activity. Gene Ontology annotation, biological process: protein deubiquitination. The record is from RefSeq and is a predicted model, not a curated record.
AUGCAGAAGCGCAAGGAUGUGCUGGAAAUGCAGGCCCGGUACCAGCAAGAAGUCCAGCGGUGGAGUGGCGCUGUCAGGGACUACCUGCAAUGGCUGCAGCUGCCGGUGCAAGAUCAACGUCGGGAGCAGCCAGAUGUAGCAGAGGUCGUGCGCACACGGCGGGCGGUGAUUGACGGGAUGGAUGCCGUGAUUGAGUACUGCCGGCGUUCUCGGUCCGAGGCGGCUGUCUGCCUGACUGGGAUGGCAGAUGCCUGCUACCUCCAUGCGCGCCGUCAGCUGGCGGAGUGGCGGCAGACCUACUGCACGGUAUAUCCACAGCUGCGCUUGGCGGAGCUGAUGAUUGCACACAUCCUGCCCUUGAAGUGGAGCGCAGAGUUCUGCGCAGAUGAGGGAGGUGGCGCCGGGGAGCGCCAGGCACAGCAGGCAGAGGAGCGGCGGCAGCUGGGCGCGGAAAUGCAGGGACGGGCUGCUGCGGAUGCUGGCGCAGCCCAGCCGGGCAGGCAGCACCCCGGAGCUCAGCGGGAUCAGGCGCCCCACGGCAAGAAGGCCUCCAAGAAGCAGCGGCAGGCGGCGCCCAAGCCGCUGCCGCUGGAUGAAGAGAGUCGUAAGGCUGCCGAUGCAGCCGCACAGGCAGCGGCAGCUGAGCUGGUGGCCCUGGAGGAGGCGCAACAGGCAGCGCUGGCCAAAAAGGACGAGAAGCGCAAGGCCAAGAAGGAGCGGCAGAAGGCGGCCAGGAUGGGCGCCGUGGCUGCUGCUGCUGGCGAGGAAGGCAGUGCUGGGGCCGCGGCUGAGGCUGCUGCCAAGCGGGCAGCUCAGGACGCGCAGGCUGGCGGCAGGGAAGAAGCAGUGACAGGAGAUGAGGCGGCAGAGGCUGUGAGUGAGGUAGCAGAGCCAGAGCAGCAGGGCAUGCAGCCUAGCACUGUGGAUGCAGAGCAGGCUGCUGAGCAGCUCGGCGGUGCCGCUGCCGGCCAAUCAGUGCAGGCAGAGACCGCGCGGCCGCGUGCCGCUGAGCAGCCUUCUGUGGCAGCAGUCUCCCGCUACGCUGUGCUGGAGCAGGAUGAGGAGCAGCAGGCCGGAGGCGGUGAUGAGCUGGCACCAGCUGGCAGACCCCAGCGCCGCAGCAAGGGGAGCAGGAAGAAGGCGGCGAGGGACAGCAGCGCCGAAGCGCACGUCCGCUCACCAUCCGUCAGUGCCGCCACGGUUCCCGAACCUGCACCACAUCAAGUUGCUGCUGAGGAGGAGGAGGCAGCCGAGGUGGCGGCUCCGCCUGCUUCUGCAGCAGCAGACUCCUGGACAGAUGCCGGCUAUUGGGAGCCUGUGCCGCGAGAGCUUCUGAGGGAGACGGUCUGGGAGGAGAAGCACGGCGACAGCCCAGCCCCUCUGGACAGGGCAGCCAGCAGCAGCAGCAGCACCAGCUGGCCGGCAGCUGCCGCGCCUGCCGCAUCCACGCCGCCUGCUGAUGUGGCUGCUAGUGUGGAUGACACCGAUUUUGAGAGCCUCCUGCUGACCCUGGGCGUUUCGGCGGCAAGCGCCGAGGGAAGCAGCAGCAGCGCCUGGGGCGGUGCACCAAUGCUGGCGCCCACCCCGGCGCUGCAGCCAGUGGCUGAUGCCGCCUACAACCACAGCAUGCAUGUCAGCGACGGCGGCAGCCUGCCGCAGCCCAUCUUUGAUCCCUCUUCACUCUUCCUGGGGCAGCAGCAGGCACGGGGCCCCGAGCUGCCUCCCGCGGGGCAGCAGCAGGCCGCGGGCGGCGAGCUGUGCCUGCCGGGCCUGCGCAACGAGGCCGGCGAGUACAACUGCUUCCUCAACGUCAUACUGCAGUGCCUGUGGCACUGCCGCGACUUCCGCCAGCAGGUGCUGAGCUGGCCGCCUGAGCUUGUGGCGGCAGACGCCGUGGUGGGCGCCCUGCACGGCCUGAUGGCAGAGCUGCAGCAGCACCAGGCGGCAGCCGCCGGGGCGGAGGGCAGCCAGCAGGAGGGCGACCGCGGCAGCGUGGUGGACCCGUCCCGCCUGCGCGCCGCACUGGCCGACGUCCCCGGCAGCGCCUUUGGCCAGGGCGAGAUGAGCGAUGCGGGGGAGGUGCUGCUGACGGUGUACGAGUGCAUUCUGGCGGCGGAGAAGGCGGUGGGGGUGCCCCCGCACCGCUCCUCCGUGGAGGCCACCUUUGGGCUGCACCUGAGGGAGUGGGUGUGGUGCGGCGACUGCCAGCUGGCCACGCACCACCACAGCUUCAUGCAGUGCUUCUAUGACACACAGGCAAGCGGGGUGGGGCGGUACGGGGUGGUACAGGACGGGACGGGCUUUGUGCUGGGUGACGCCCUGGUGGCCCCAGCUGCCGCGCUGCGCUCCUGCAUGGCUCGCCUGAUCAAGCAGCGCAGCCGGGGCGUCAUCCAGCCCCGCAGCUUUGGCGGCGUGCUGGGCGAGCUGGCCAAGCAGUUCAAGACGUGUGACAGCGACAUUGGCGGCUGCGACAAGCGGCAGCCUGUGCGGCGGGUGGUGGAGGCGCCGCUGCCUCGCAUCUUCACCCUGCAGAUUGCCUGGCAGUCGCACCGCGAGACGCCGCACAACAUCGCCGAAACCAUGGGGGCGGUGCAGGAGCAGCUCUGGCUGCGCGACCUGUUCCGCGACAGCGAGCAGGCGGAGGCGGCUGAGGUGGCGGGGACGCGGUACCGCCUGGCCUCCAUGGUCUGCUACUACGGCCGCCACUACUUUGCUUUCCUGCUGCUGCCCGCCAGCGGGGGCUGGGUCAUGAUGGACGACGCAGCCAGCACGGUGGUGGGGGGCUGGCCCCAGGUGCUGCACAGGUGCGAGGCGGGGCGCAUACAGCCCAGCCUGCUCUUCUACGAGGCGGCGCCGGCGCCGGCGCCCGCCUGA